GUUUCAACAAGCAGAGAGACGAUUGAUUAUGCGGCAUAUUUGUUGACAUCACCAAAUUGACAAAAAAGCCUCUGAUGUAGAAUUGUCUUUUCAAAAUGUCUUUAGUGGAAAUUCCGUAUACUCGAUAUAGUAGCAGCAGUGACAAUUAUUACUGUAUCGAUGACAUUAUAGCGACUUGUGAGAAAAUUCCGAGCAAAGUGGAGCAGCCAUUGUUUCGUCUUGGAUUCCUCGAUCCAAGUACAGACAACACAACUAUUCAACCGGGAACAAAAUUGGAGCUGCCUUUUUGGUUGGCAUCGUCACUAUGUACACGGAGACGGAGACUCGUCAGUGUUGAUAUGCCGAAAACGUACAAGGACAGUUUUCGAGAAAUUUUGAAAGCAGAUGCCAAUGUCGUUGACCUGCACAAGAUCGGACCGUAUUAUUACUCAUUUGGAAGCAAACUUCUGCAUUUUGAUCAUCCAGAAAUCGGGGAUAUAGCCGACUCGUUAUUGCAGGGUUUCAUUUCUAGAUUUCGCAGGAUUAUGGAUUCAUCUCAGAAUGCCUACAACGAAGACACAACUCAUCUGACAUGCAAAUUGGAUGAAAGUGAAAGAUGUGUAUUUAAAGCGGGACAGAAAGGACUUGAUGAUUUCCAGCGAUGGCAGACUGGGCCGACCAAAAUAAACACAUCACAGAUGGUAGCCAAUCACAGGAAACGUAAACGUGUUGUUAUGGAGGAAGAUUGAGCCUUCACGUCUUAUACCAUUAACGAAGUGAAAUUUCUUUUGACACAGUGCAAAAUGUGUCAAAUCAUUGAAUUUCCAUGGAAAACUAUCUCAGACUAUAUCACAAUAUCAAAAUCAUCCAUAAAACCAUGCGAAUAACAUGGUAUAAAUGCAUUCUGGCUUAUAUGUAAGCUGCCGAUAUGUGGUGUUCAUAUAUACCUUGUUGGCUGCGUGUAAGUGGCGUGUUAAAACCUGUCCACAAUGCUCACUGGUAGUGUGGAGAUAUCCUGGCUUACAUGUAAACUGCCAAUAGUUAGUGUCCAUAUAGACCUUGCUGGCUUGCAUGUAAGCGCCGUGUUUAAACCAUUCCACAUUGUUCACUGGUAACCUGGAGACAUCCUGGCUUACAUGUAAGCUGUUCAUAGGCAGGGUCCAUAUAGACCUUGCUGGCUUGCAU
Messenger RNA from Saccoglossus kowalevskii, 1164 nucleotides. RefSeq names its product DNA replication complex GINS protein PSF3 (gene Gins3). Gene Ontology annotation, biological process: mitotic DNA replication initiation. NCBI's taxonomy places the organism in Eukaryota, Metazoa, Hemichordata, Enteropneusta, Harrimaniidae. Gene Ontology annotation, cellular component: GINS complex. The record is from RefSeq and is marked validated.